AUGGGCCCCAGCCUGCACAGUGGCCCUGGGGCCCAGCCUCCCCAGGGGCCUGUCCUGUCCAGGAGCCCGGCCUCCCCAGGGGCCCAUCCUGCCCUUAGGCCUGGUCUGCCCAUGGGCCCAUGGGCCCAUCUUGCCCAGGGGCCCAAGGGCCCAGCCUGCCCAGGGGUCCUGGGCCCCAGCCUGCCAUGGGCCCCAGCCUGCACAGUGGCCCUGGGGCCCAGCCUGUCCAGGGGCCUGUCCUGUCCAGGGGCCCAUCCUGCCCUUAGGCCCGGCCUUCCCAGGGGACCAAGGCCCCAUCCUGCCCAUUGGCCCUGCCUGCCCAAGGCCCCAGCCUGCCAAGGGGCCCGACCAUCCCAGGGGCCCAAGGGCCCAGCCUGCCCAGGGGUCCAGCCUGCCCAGGGGCGCGGCCUGCCCAGGGCCCAUCCAGCCCAGGGGCCUGGCAUGCCCAUUGGCCCAGCCUUCCCAUGGGCCCAGGGCCCCAUCCUGCCCAGGGGCCUGUCCUGCCCUGAGGCCUGGCCAUCCCAGGGGCCUAGGGGCACAUCCUGCCCAGGGGACCGGCCUGCCCAUUGGCCCAGGGCCCCAUCUUGCCCAGGGGCCCAGCCUGCCCUGAGGCCCAGCCUUCCUAUGGUCCCAGGGCCCCAUCCUGCCCAGGGGGCAGCCUGCCCUGAGGCCCAGCCUCCCCAAGGGCCCAUCCUGCUCAGGGGCCUGGCCUGCCCUGAGGCCCGGCCUCCCCAGGGGCCCAAGACCCCAUCCUGCCCAGGGGCCCUUCCUGCCCAGGGGCCUGGCCUACCCUGGGUCCCAGCCUAUCCAGGAGCCCUGGCCUGCCCAGGGGCCCAAGACCCCAUCCUGCCCAGGGGCCCGGCUUGCCCUGGGUCCCAGCCUACUCAGGAGCCCGGGCCUGCGCAGGGGCCCGGCCUGUGCAGGGGCCCAUCCUGCCCAGGGGCCCAAGUCCCCAUCCUGCCCAGGGGCCCGGCUUGCCCUGGGUCCCAGCCUACUCAGGAGCCCUGGCCUGCCCAGGGGCCUGCCCUGCCCUGA
This is a messenger RNA of Lacerta agilis (Sand lizard), 1035 nucleotides long. RefSeq names its product basic proline-rich protein-like. Bases 1 to 1035 code for a protein of 344 amino acids. The transcript has a single exon. The record is from RefSeq and is a predicted model, not a curated record. NCBI's taxonomy places the organism in Eukaryota, Metazoa, Chordata, Lepidosauria, Squamata, Lacertidae.